Leptosomus discolor (cuckoo roller) is the source of this 1182-nucleotide messenger RNA. The record is from RefSeq and is a predicted model, not a curated record. Lineage: Eukaryota; Metazoa; Chordata; Aves; Leptosomiformes; Leptosomidae.
AUGGGAAGUGAAAAAUCUAACAGCAAUUCUACAUUUAGCAAACAUAGUAAUUCCUUUCGAGUGCCAACUCAGUCUGACUUGGAUCUAUUAUUUUUCACUAACAGCAGGACUUGCUUUGAAAACUCGGAUGAAAAGUUGGAAGAAAAAAUGAGAGACAUGGCAGGUCAAAAGCCUUUACCUUGUCAGAGAGACGCACCAAGUUCUGCCCUGAAAUCCAGAAGAAAAUUGGCAGCUAAUUUUGAUAAUGGAAGAAAUAAUGAAGAGAAAAAAAAGAUGUCAGAUUCAGGUAAAGGUUUGCCAGAUUUGGACACAAAUACCAGUGAGGAGAAUGGAAGUCCAUACACUAUGAAUGAAAGAUUUCUCAAGAGUUUUAAAAAUAUAGAGCCUAUUGGUGAAGGUGGUUUUGGGAAUGUUUUCAAAGCAACAGCAAAGCUUGAUGAGAGAACCUAUGCAGUCAAACGAGUUCAAUUCACAAAGAAUGUAGAGCGUGAAGUAAAAGAGCUUGCAAGACUCGAGCAUGAAAACAUAGUGCGGUAUUAUUGUAGCUGGGACGGAUACGACUAUGUAACUUAUCCAGACUCAAGGCAGAAGUCGGACAAAGAAAUUAUCUGUCUUUUCAUCCAAAUGGAAUUAUGUGAACAAGGGCCAUUGGAAAACUGGAUUGAAAAAAAUAGACGAGACAGAAAGUAUCAUGAGAUGGCACAAAACAAAUGUUUACAAUUACUGAAAGGAGUGCAAUAUAUUCAUUCUGAAGGGUUAAUUCAUCGAGACCUCAAGCCUCAGAAUAUAUUCAUAUCACGUGAAGAUAAAAUAAAAAUAGGUGACUUUGGUCUUGUGACUUCUCUGGAGUAUGGGACUCUGACUGAGAACAGAGGAACAAAAUCAUAUAUGGCACCAGAACAGUCUGGGGACAAAUAUGGAAAAGAAGUAGAUAUUUAUGCACUUGGAUUAAUUUGGUUUGAAAUUCUUUCGGCAUGCAGUCAUCAUGAGAAAAUGAAGGUAUGGCCUGAUGUUAGAGAAGGUCGACUUCCACAGAGCUUCACCAACCAAUUUCCAGCAGAGGCACCCAUAAUCAAAAAGAUGCUUUCAAGAGACUCUUCAGGAAGAUACUCUGCAUCUGAAAUACUUACGCUUUUUAAGUCCGUUGAUAAAGGCAACUCACUUAAAACCCAUACUCAGUAA